Messenger RNA from Metarhizium album ARSEF 1941, 2136 nucleotides. Its product is annotated as L-ascorbate oxidase. The record is from RefSeq and is a predicted model, not a curated record. Gene Ontology annotation, molecular function: oxidoreductase activity; copper ion binding. Lineage: Eukaryota; Fungi; Ascomycota; Sordariomycetes; Hypocreales; Clavicipitaceae. The coding region runs from base 1 to 2136 and encodes 711 amino acids. The transcript has a single exon.
AUGUCUCCAGCGGAAGAUGGAGAGGUUGGUGAAAACGCAGAGGAGCAGCCGUUUCUUGUCCAAGAGACAUCACGAGACGAGGGGGAAGUCGAGGCAGGUGCGAGUCCGGCUGCGACUACUGCCUCUUCCACUCCCCUCAGCGAAUCGAGUCAAACUGCCUGGCUCGGAAAGAGCCGAGCCUCACGACAGCACAGAUGCUGCAAGUUGAGCCUCUUCCUUCUUUUCUCCUUCGUCACAAUCUUGGGUCUUUGCGGCAUCAUGCUGAGGUUCCCACCCAGAGGAACGAGAGGCUCUCUUGAUGUGCACCCCCACGACGAUCAAGAAAAGAACCACCAAGAUGAUCCAGCCAAAGGCCAAACCGAUGACCCCGAGCACCAUACAAUACUACACUAUCCUGAAGACGUCCCCCGCACGCCACGAUUACGAGACAUAUCCGAGUAUGUGCUUCCGCCGUCAUGGAACCGCAGUGCUGCACGGGUAACUCGGGAAUACUACUGGACAAUAUCAGAUGCUGAAUUGAACCCAGACGGAGUCUAUCGACCCAUGAUGCUCAUCAACAGCCAAUUCCCCGGCCCCUUGGUGGAAUGCAACGAAGGUGAUACAAUCGUUGUCAACGUGGAAAACAAAGCCGUAAACGCCACAUCAAUUCACUUUCACGGACUCUUCCAGAAUGGAACCAAUUGGAUGGAUGGCACUGUAGGCGUCACCCAAUGCCCCAUUGCCCCUAACUCAAACUAUACAUAUAAAUUUGUUGUCCGUGGACAGUCCGGCACAUACUGGUAUCAUGCUCAUCAUAGUGCUCAGGCAUCGGAUGGCUUGGUUGGACCUGUCGUUAUUCAUUCCCAGGAUGAGCUUGGACUGCAAGAGGUCAAAUAUGUGACGGACAGAGUUAUCAUGGUCCAGGACCAUUACCACAGCACAACAGCUGAGUUGUUGAUGUAUUAUCUCCAGCCAGACCAGGAAAACAACGAACCUGUUCCAGACAAUGCGCUCAUCAACGGCCGUGGCGUCCGGAGUUGUGAUGACUUCAAGGGGUGGCAUUGCGAUAACAGCAACACGUCUAAUCCGAUAUUUGACCUAACUGCAAACCAGCGGCAUCGUCUACGAUUCAUCAACGUGGGAGCCUUUGCCGAAUUCCAAAUACAAAUUGACGAACACCCAUUCUACAUCACGGAGGUUGACGGAACAGAUGUUCAUCCGGAGCCCUUCCAUCGUCUCAACAUCUUACCUGCUCAACGCUAUAGCGUCAUCGUUGACACCAACGUCACUACCGCUGAUGCAUAUUGGCUGCGGGCCAGGAUGGUCACGCACUGCUUCGCCACACAAAAUGGUCGAUUACAGCCGGAAGUCAGAGGAAUAAUACGGUACAUCUCGUCAGUCUCUCAGCCCCUCACAGCUGAUCCCCAAAGCAAAGACUGGCCGGAGGUCAUCGAAACCAUGUGUCGUGACCUGAACACGUCGGUUCUACAUCCAGUUCAGCACAUGAACCCACCCCCCGCAGACGACUUCGUCACCCUUAGAGCCAACUUCAUGAUUGGAGCUUGGCGUCUAGCACGAGGCUUCUUCAACGACUCAACUUGGCAUGCAAAUGUCACCCACCCCUCUCUCCAUCGAUUCCUCGAUGCUAAGCCUGAAUCAACCAGCCUCGAGGCCCCGUUGGCCAUCAAUAACAAAGUGUUCGACAAGGACAACGACUUUGUCCUUCAAACAAAGGGCAUUCGCACAGUCGACAUCUCCAUCAACAACUUUGACGACGGCGCACACCCUUUCCAUCUCCACGGCCACAAAUUCUUCAUCAUUGCCCAGGCUCGGAGCGGAUAUCCCCCCACAGCCGCAACGCUGGACAAGUACCUGCAGCACAAUGGUAUGCCAGAGAACCCCCUUCGCCGGGACACUGUCACGGUAGAAGCCUACUCAUGGGCCAUAGUACGCGUUGUGCUCGACAAUCCCGGCAUAUGGACGCUUCACUGCCAUAAUACGUGGCACUCUGAGUCGGGCAUGGUAAUGCAGUUACUCGUACAAAGUGAAGUAGUUCGUAGGUGGACGGUGGAUCCGCAGCGCAGAGCAAUGUGUGAGCUGGAAGGUGUCAUGUCUGGCAUCAGGCCAGACGAUAGCAUUUGGUUUGGCAGUUUCUAG